AAGAGCCCUCUGUCAGAGCUCACAGCUCCAGUAUGUGUGUGAGUGCGUGUGUGUGCCUCCAGACAUCACUGAUCCAACAUGUGAUCCUCCGGCCUGAUGCUGUGAACAGUGAUGCAGGACUCGCACUGUAGCUGCACGGGCUGACUGCUGAUAUGAAACACAUGGAUUAUGGAUCGGAUGUGGAUAUGUUGCCAGAUCCUGCUUCUUCUAGGUGUUGCUGUGAAUUCGUCGCCCCGUGACGGUGACGAGGCGUCCUGCGAUGGAGCGUUUGAUAUUUAUUUUGUCUUGGACAGGUCAGGCAGCGUGUUUGGACACUGGGAUGAGAUCUAUGGAUUUGUGGAGCAGCUCACCAACAGGUUUGUCAGUCCCAGGAUGAGGGUCUCCUACAUCGUCUUUUCAGCCAGAGCAGCUGUAAUACUGCCACUCACAGGAGACAGGUCUAAGAUAGAUGAUGGUUUGGAGAAGCUGAGCCAAAUCAGACCUGCUGGUGAAACGUACAUGCACGAAGGCAUGAGAGCGGUGUCGGAUCAGAUGAAUUCACAGACUUCACCGUCAUCCACCAUCAUCAUCGUUCUGACCGAUGGCAAGCUGGACAUCUACCCCUAUGAGCUGAGCGUGCAGGAGGCUGACAAAGCCAGAGGGUACGGGGCCCGGGUGUACUGUGUCGGGGUUAUGGACUUUGACCACAACCAGCUUGCUGAAAUAGCAGACGGCACGGAGCAGGUUUUCCCAGUGCUGUCCGGCUUUCAUGCCCUCAAGGACAUCGUCAGCUCGAUCCUGAAGCAGACGUGCGCAGAUGUGUUCACAAUAGAGCCGUCAAGUGUUUGUGUGAAUGAGUCGUUCGAUGUGGUGCUGAGGGGCAGCGGCUUCAGUGGAUCCAAGAGGGCAGACAACGUCCUCUGCGUCAUCACUGUCAAUCAAAAGACAUUCAACCAGAAGCCGACAGUGGUUAGAGACGGACAUCUGCUGUGUCCUGCUCCUGUUCUGCACGAGGUCGGACAAUCGAUCGAGGUGCUGGUCAGCCUGAACAAUGGACAAUCCUACAUCUCCAGUCCCAUCACCAUCUACGCCACAACAUGUUCAGAUGGGACCUGGGUGCUGUGGUUGCUCUUGGCUCUGUUGCUGUUGCUGGCUCUGGUCCUGCUCUGGUGGUUCUGGCCUCUCUGCUGCACUGUGGUGAUCAGAGACCCGCCCCCUGAUCGCCCACCUCCUCCACCUCCUGUCAUUGAACCAGAAGAAGAUCUUCUGCCCAAACACAGAUGGCCCACAGUGGAUGCUUCGUACUAUGGAGGCAGAGGUCCUGGAGGAAUCAAACGCAUGGAGGUGCGUUGGGGGCAGAAGGGGUCCACAGAGGAAGGCUCCCGGCUGGAGAAAACCAAAGAUGCUGUGGUCACUCUGCCAGAGGAGGUGGAGGAGCCCAUCAUACCCCGACCCCCACCACGACCUCCUCCGAUCUUCAACCCGCCGCCACAGUCCAAAUGGUACACCCCGAUCAAGGGGCGUUUUGAUGCAUUGCUGGCAUUACUGAGGAGACAGUACGACAGAGUGGCAGUCAUGAGACCCACAUCUCAGGACAAGGGCCGCUGCAUUAACUUCACCAGAGUUCAGAGUCGCUGAUGUUCAAACAAGACGUUCAGCACUUCUCACUUUAUUCCAGUUUUUGGCCAAAGAUGACUGACAUGUAAACUUAAGAGAUAAACUGAUUCAAUGUGUGCUGUAAAUAAAUGUUUCUACUUAUA
Acanthopagrus latus (yellowfin seabream) is the source of this 1739-nucleotide messenger RNA. It is a transcript of the gene antxr2b, whose product is annotated as ANTXR cell adhesion molecule 2b. The transcript has 17 exons. Gene Ontology annotation, cellular component: membrane. The coding region runs from base 169 to 1617 and encodes 482 amino acids. The record is from RefSeq and is a predicted model, not a curated record. NCBI's taxonomy places the organism in Eukaryota, Metazoa, Chordata, Actinopteri, Spariformes, Sparidae. Gene Ontology annotation, molecular function: signaling receptor activity.